AUGGUCAAGAUCUAUUCGAUAUCAGUCCUCGUCGCUCCUCCUUCGCAGCCCUCUACUGUACUAGCUACUGCGUCUGAUUUAUCACAAUUCUCAUUCUACCAGAAGGGAUCUGUAGCCGAGUUUCUGGCAUUCUUUGGGAGGACGGUAGUGGACAGGACCCCGCAAGGGCAAAGGCAGAGUGUUCAGGAAAAUAACUAUACAGCACAUGUAUAUAAUCGGGGUGGAGCAGAGCAGUUAGCUGCCGUCAUAAUAACAGACCAAGAGUAUCCCGUCCGGCCUGCUUUCUCCCUCCUUACCAAGAUUCUCGAUGAAUUCAUUGCAAAAUUCCCGCAAUCGUCUUUCGACAACUCCUCGUCUAUCAGUUUUCCCGAAAUACAAAUAUACGUGUCCAAGUAUCAGGAUCCAGCACAGGCGGAUAAGAUCAUGCAAGUGCAGCAGGAGUUGGAUGAAACCAAGAUUAUUUUGCACAAGACAAUUGAAUCUGUUCUCGAACGAGGCGAAAAGCUCGAAACGCUCGUCGAUCGGUCGCAGGCGCUCUCUGCGCAAAGCAAGAUGUUUUACAAGACCGCCAAGAAGCAAAACGAUUGUUGCGUCGUCAUGUAA
Lentinula edodes (shiitake mushroom) is the source of this 603-nucleotide messenger RNA. RefSeq names its product snare-like protein. Bases 1 to 603 code for a protein of 200 amino acids. Gene Ontology annotation, cellular component: Golgi apparatus; membrane. Gene Ontology annotation, biological process: endoplasmic reticulum to Golgi vesicle-mediated transport. The record is from RefSeq and is a predicted model, not a curated record. Gene Ontology annotation, molecular function: SNAP receptor activity. Lineage: Eukaryota; Fungi; Basidiomycota; Agaricomycetes; Agaricales; Omphalotaceae. The transcript has 4 exons.